AUGGAUGUAAAGCUAAAAGAUCGGGACUUCUGGUACAGUCUCCAUGGUCAAGUCCCCGGGAUGCUGGAAUGGGACAUGGGGAAUGAAUUUUUCCUGCCUUGCACCACAGAUCAGCGCCCUUUCGCAGAGCAGAGUCUCGCAAAAUACAAAAUCCAGCUACUAAAGCCACCAGCACUGCCUCAGGAGAGGAAAGCCAAUACUGAUGAAGAUGACCCUCUCACUGAACCCAGCUUGUGGAUGUGGGUGAAUCCCAACAUUGUGUGCCCCAUCAACAGCAACGAGGCUCCAAAUCCCAGUCACAAAGUUCAGCCAAGUGUUCCAGUCCCAAAGACUGAUGAGUCUGCCUUCUUAGGGGCUCAGAGAGUGAUGCAAUCCCUGUCUGUUCUCCACACUGAGCAUUGUCAGCCACAAAAGCUGUCCGUUUCCUCCAGUGACCCUGAUUUCAUAAAUGAGGAGAUUGAGGAACAGGAAUGCACAUCUUCUAACAGAUACCCCAAGAAGCAUACACUGCACCAUGGCCCACACCAGGACAGGGAGUCCUGGCCACGCCCUCCUCUCAACUACAGCCAUCUAGUUGCUCUGGCAUUAAAAAGCAGCCCUUCCUGUGGCCUCAAUGUGCAACAGAUCUACAAUUUUACUCGACAACAUUUCCCCUAUUUCCGGACAGCACCAGAAGGCUGGAAAAACACCAUUCGCCACAAUCUCUGCUCCCUGACCUGCUUUGAAAAGGUGCCAGUUGACAUGGAGGAAGAGCAGGAUGACAAACCUCGCUCUUUCAUUUGGAAGCUCACUGAUGAGGGACACCGCUUCUUUCAGGAGGACACCCGUGUCUUGGCCUGUGCUCGAAGGGAGAGCAUCAAGCAGUGUAUGCGCCAACCAGAGCUGAUAGACCUCCUCUUUCAUCUUUAA
Cricetulus griseus (Chinese hamster) is the source of this 909-nucleotide messenger RNA. NCBI's taxonomy places the organism in Eukaryota, Metazoa, Chordata, Mammalia, Rodentia, Cricetidae. The record is from RefSeq and is a predicted model, not a curated record.